AUGUCGCUGCUUCCCCGUUCAUUCAGUUAUACAGACACACAACAGAGUCUCGCCGGCCCGAAGCUCAUGACUGAAGUCCUAGUACCGGAGCUCGAGGCCUUGUCGCUGCCCGGCGAGUCGUCGAGUGCGUACCUCAAUGAAGCGGAUUCUAGCACGCCACAUUGGCAGAAGGCGUUCUAUGGGGCGCCAUAUACUCAUCUCCAUACCAUGAAGGAGAAGUAUGACCCCGAACAGGUCUUCUACGGUCGUACGGCGGUGGAGAGUGAACGGCGGUUCGAGAAGGCAGAUGGGCGGUUAUGUCAGGCUGCUUGA
Messenger RNA from Aspergillus welwitschiae, 312 nucleotides. RefSeq lists its product as uncharacterized. Gene Ontology annotation, molecular function: oxidoreductase activity; flavin adenine dinucleotide binding. The transcript is spliced from 2 exons. The record is from RefSeq and is a predicted model, not a curated record. NCBI's taxonomy places the organism in Eukaryota, Fungi, Ascomycota, Eurotiomycetes, Eurotiales, Aspergillaceae. Bases 1 to 312 code for a protein of 103 amino acids.